Molecule: messenger RNA, 1062 nt
Organism: Metarhizium brunneum ARSEF 3297
Lineage: Eukaryota; Fungi; Ascomycota; Sordariomycetes; Hypocreales; Clavicipitaceae
Source: RefSeq, a predicted model, not a curated record
AUGGAGAGCGAAGCCAUGGCUCGUGGACGAGUUACCCUAAGAAGCACGUCAACCUGGCGCCAAACUUGGGAGGCCAAUAUCGACGAGGGAACUGAAUACUCUCCAGAGGACGCUGCAUAUUCUAACUUAGAAGACAAAAGACUAAAGCACGCCGAAAGACAGCGUGCUGCCCAAAGCAAGGGCGUCCAGCUCGGGACCUGGAUAGACUCUCAGGUCCUCCAAGAAGACAGAAAGCACGCCGUCACCGGAUUCAUAGAUACCGUAGGCCGCCUACAAACCCACGUUCUGCCGGAAACAAAGCACGGAGAGUCGUUGGCCUCGGAGUCCCCCCUGCCCCCUGGCUCCGGCAGGUGCUGGAUCAGGUUUUCCAAAAUCAAGUUUUCCGAGCACCUACACGGCCUGGAUCACUUGCAAAUAAAGGAAUAUAUCCGCGUUCUAAGCGAAUCCAGAGAAACCAGGGGCCGCGUUCCGGGCGACGAGGCGGCGGCCGUACAAGCGGCCAAGUACCGCCUCUCCAAGGACCCGAAUUGGGUCAAGUCCAAGAAGCGUUAUAUCGCGUACAGUGAUGCCGAGAGCGGGCUUGCCCGGGUCCGAUCCUCACGAGCUGCCGCGGUGCAUUGGGGCCGGACUGGGCCGCUGCCUGUCCAUUCCCUUCACUGCGAGGCUAGGACUCGCGAGCGCCAGUUGCAGGACGUGGGGGUAACCAAGGAGGCUGAAGUGUUGGCACAUGGCGGAAAUGGAGUUGCUCAAAACCAGGCAGAUGGUCGGAUGAUGGAUCGAGGGCAGGCGGUAGAGGCUGCCGCAGCCACAUCUUCCACCGGCCGCCGGAUGCUCUUCCGCGAAUGGAAAGAUGUGCAGAGAUUUGACGACAUGUGCGGCGUGCAGGAAACUCCUCGCAGGGGUAAGAGUAUACGUCGUGCCAAGAUGUAUAACGGCAUCACGUAUGAGCGUCAGACGACGGGUGCUUUUAUUGGAAAGCUUGUCUCGCGGGGUUUAUUAAUUCAUAUUGAUGGUGAGGACUACUUGGAGCACCGUGUUCUUGCCAUGCCCGGGUUCUGUUAG